Octopus bimaculoides (California two-spot octopus) is the source of this 1997-nucleotide messenger RNA. RefSeq names its product protein max. The record is from RefSeq and is a predicted model, not a curated record. NCBI's taxonomy places the organism in Eukaryota, Metazoa, Mollusca, Cephalopoda, Octopoda, Octopodidae.
CACUGCUCUGCACAACCUGCUUCCCACCACGGUACAAAACACCAUCUCCCACCGAACCUCCUUCUAUAACUCUAUCACAGCAAUGGCGGACAUAAUGGCGAUUCUUCAUUUUUGACUUCACUUAUUCCUCAUCCUUGAAGCUCAGACUCCCUUUCAUCCAGCCAGGACCCCCCAGCGACAAUCCACAAGCCUUCUCCUAGGUGGUGGUCACAUCAGACAACCCAAACACGACCCUCCUGUCGAAUUAUUCGGACCCAAACACACGCUGGUAGACACAUAUCUCUGUAUAUAUUUGUGUAUAUAUGCUCGUAAUUGACUCUAUAUUGGCGUAAUUGCUCCACCCGUGGCCACCACGGCCGAAUGGAAGUACCACAAGAGACCAAGGGAAGCGUUCCACCUUCUGUAUCCGUGUAAAGCAUCCAGAGACACUCCAAACACGACCAUCCUUUGUUAAAUAUAUCUAUAUAUCCACACACAUAUAUAUGUGUAUAUAUACGCUCAUAACUGGCUCUGUAUUGCUAUAACCGCUCUACCCGUGGCCUCCACGGCCGAAAGGAAGUACCACAAGAGACCAAGGGAACCGUUCCACCUCCUAUAUCCGUGUAAAGCAUCCAGAGACACUCCAAACACGACCAUCCCUUGCUAAAUAUAUCCAUAUAUCCACACACACACACACAUAUAUAUAUGUAUAUAUAUAUAUAUAUACGCUCAUAACUGGCUCUACAUUGCUAUAACACACCAUAUAUAUAUAUAUAUAUAUACACACCAUAUAUAUAUAUACACACUAUAUAUAUAUCUUUAUAUACAUUCGUACUACACUCGUCGGACGGUUGGACUCGAACCCAGUACCUCAGCCUUUGGACUAUUCUACAAACUACUCUAUAUACACCAUAUAUAUUGUAUAUACUGCAUUAUAUACACCCAGUGACUGUAUAUAUACGGAUAUAUCUACGAAUUUACAUUGUGGAUGAGUGUUUAUAUGCCUGACGGAGCUUGGAUUCGAACUCCAGACCUUACCUUUGGACUAUUCUACAUACUAUAGCAUUAUACACGCUGUAUAUAUCGUAUAUAUUGUAUAUACUGCAUUAUAUACACCCAAUGACUGUAUAUAUACGGAUAUAUCUACGAAUUUACGUUUUGGAUGCGUGUAUAUAUAUUGGUUCCGCCGGUUGGAAUCGAACCCAGGACACCUCGGCUCCUGGCCUGAAGCUGUUCAAUUAAUCAACACCCUUGUGUAUAUAUACACCCUAUAUACACCCAGGACGCGUUUGUGUGUCGUUAUAUACACUCGUACAAACGCUACAGGCUUUGAAUUAAGAGGAAACCCGAGGGUUAACCCCCUACGUUGAGGUUUUGCGGCCACGUUGAGGGUUUCGGUCCUUUAUAGACGUUUCAGCUCCCCUCCUGGGGCCAGGUUGUUGCCAAGCAACGCAGGAUGAGUGACGAAGACCGAGAUGUGGAUAUUGAGAGUGAUGCCGAGAAAAGGGCUCACCACAAUGCUUUGGAACGGAAACGCAGGGACCAUAUUAAGGAAAGCUUCAAUAGUCUACGGGAUUCUGUACCGACCCUACAAGUUGAGAAGGUUACAGUGUCGCGGGCCCAGAUCUUGAAGAAGGCUGCGGACUACAUUCAGUUUAUGCGCACGAAAAACCUCGGUCACCAAAAGGACAUUGAGGACUUGAAGAAACAGAACACGUACCUUGAAAAACAAAUACGGGCCCUCGAAAAGGCUAAAAACACAGGGUCGUAUACGACCAUCCGUACGGUGAGGUCGCCGACGCAGGUGGCCGCGUACACGAAUGAUUCUGGGUCUGAAAGCGAUGGAGUGGAUGCUCCGUCGACUCACGGCAGGCGGAAAAGACUGAAAACGGCGAAUUGUACCAUGUGAAAAGAGGGGGGGGAAAAACAACAAAAAAAACAGACACAAAAAAAAACAAAUAAAUAAAUAAAUGGAUAGAAAAGAACAAAAAAAAGACGAGGACAAAAUGGAGGAAGAG